CGAUUUGGCGCGAAAUUUUGUAAACAUAUUUUGAAAUUUGUUGCUAUAAACACAGUUUGUAAAAAUUGUAAGAUUUAAUUAAUUUUAGAAUCAACUUUGCCAGUAAAAUGUCCCACUACGACAAUCUGUUUGGCGAUGCGGAUGAACUUGGCAACGAAAACGACGGCCGAAUCCUCUCCGAGGACGAAGGUCAGCCGGACAACGAUGGUGAUGGCGGGGACAACGAAGCAGGACCCAGUAAACCGGUCAAGAUCGAGCCGAAGCAGCGAACCGUUCGAAACCCUCGGAACCUGCUGAACGUCCAACGCCUUUGCGGACCGCGCGGAAUCGCCGACCUGGAGAACUACUUCAAGGGUUUCAAAUUUCGCGGCAAAGGGCGUGAAGCGGACGAUCUGAACGCGAUCAUGAAACGAAUGCAGCACUGGGCCCACCGGAUGUACCCCAAGUACAACCUGGACGAUUGCCUCAGCACGAUCGAGCGUCUCGGCAAAAAGAAGCAGAUGCACACCUACAUGAACAAGUACCGGCUGGGAAUGCUCGAUCCGGUGGUUACAAACGAUGCCGAAGCAGACGACGGCGGGGACGAGAAUGCUGGCGGGCUGAUGUACGAGUCGAACGCCGCCUUCAACCAACCGCUCGAUCCGCUGGACAGUAUGAUCGAAGAGCAGAUCGCAAUCUCGCGAGCGGCCAACACUUCGGGCGUGGCCGAUCUGUCCGUCUCGGAGUGCAACUUUGACGCCGUGCGGGACGAGAGUAUGCGGACGCCGGUUCCGCCACCGGUUGCGCCUGCCCCGAAGGAACCUUCUCCGGCUAUGACCGAGGAGAUGCGGGCCAAAAUCGCCGCCAACAGGCUGAAGGCGCUGGAGAUACGGAAGGCGAAAAUGGCCGCGGCGGCAGCGGCCGCCUCGCAAGAUGCUGCUAUGAAGGAGUGAAAGCAUUAAACGUUUAAAUCUU
Messenger RNA from Culex quinquefasciatus (southern house mosquito), 954 nucleotides. RefSeq names its product protein TIPIN homolog. Gene Ontology annotation, biological process: DNA damage response; DNA replication checkpoint signaling; replication fork processing. Gene Ontology annotation, molecular function: DNA binding. Gene Ontology annotation, cellular component: replication fork protection complex; nucleus. The transcript has a single exon. Bases 108 to 932 code for a protein of 274 amino acids. NCBI's taxonomy places the organism in Eukaryota, Metazoa, Arthropoda, Insecta, Diptera, Culicidae. The record is from RefSeq and is a predicted model, not a curated record.